CAUAUAGAUUUUGCUGACAACGAGAGUGACGAGACUGUAGGUCUAUAAUGGCUAAAAGGGUUGCAAUCAUCGGUGCUGGAGCUAGUGGGCUGGCUGCCAUUAAGUGUUGUCUGGACGAGGGUCUCGAACCAGUGUGCUUCGAGAAAUCGGGUGAUAUUGGAGGCUUAUGGUGCUAUCGAGAGGAACGGCACGAUCAAGCUAGUGUUUUCAAGUCGACAGUAAUCAACACUUGCAAAGAGAUCACAUGUUUCAGUGACUUCCCCAUUCCAGACGACUUCCCAAACUUCAUGCACAAUAAACUAAUGUUCAAGUACCUUCACCUCUUCUGUGACCGAUUCCAUCUUCGGAAGUACAUUCACUUUCACACUAAAGUGGACUCUGUGGUUUUGGGGGAUGACUACAAAGAAACGGGCCGAUGGAAGGUUACAACAAAUCAUCAAGGUACUUGCAGCAGGUCCGUUACUGAAAUCUACGACGCUGUUCUUGUAUGCACGGGACAAUACUCUACACCACAUAUUCCAGAGAUUGAAGGAAUGAACGAGUUCAGGGGUCGGGUUCUUCACACGCAUGAUUACUCGACACCCGGAAAUUUUGAGAACAAGCGCGUCUUGAUAAUUGGAGUGGGUAAUUCUGGUUGUGAUGCUGCAGUGGAAUUGAGUCAACAUGCAUCAGAGGUUUAUUUGAGUACACGUAGAGGGAUGUGGAUAGUCUCCCGUUUUGGAAAUGGAGAUAUAUUUUUCCAUUAUAGACUGUUGGAUCUCCUUCCCCAUCCAGUGAAGGAAAGGGGAAUCAGGGCUUUUGUGGAGAAAAGAGUGGAUCACAAAUUUCUUGGUAUCCGACCCGAUCACUCAGUGCUAGGCCAACAGGUAACAAUAAACGAUGUUCUCCCUACCUGCAUUGUAAAUGGAUCCGUCAUUAUCAAACCAGAUGUAAAGCGCUUCACACCUACUGGUGUCGUGUUCAAGGAUGGAACCGUCGAAGAUCUGGAUGCUGUCAUCCUUGCAACUGGGUACGUCUUUGAAUUUCCCUUUCUUCAAGAUUCGGUGGUGACGGUAGAGAAGAAUAAGCUUCCACUCUACAAGUACGUGUUCCCAAUGAACCUCCAACAUGCUACCAUCGCUUUCGUGGGAUACACCAAACCUGCGGGUUCUGUUAUUCCCAUAUCAGAGUUACAAGCUAGAUGGGCAGCAAGAGUCUUUAAAGGUCUUGCAAAGCUACCCUCUCCAGAGGCGAUGAAAGCCGACAUGGUGAGUAAAGAAGGAGCUAUGUCCAAACGUUUCGUCUCCUCCCAGCGCCAUACACUCCAAGUGGAUUUCAUCAAGUACAUGGAUGAUGUUGCGAUUGAGUUUGGGGUGAAGCCGGAUUUCGGGAAGAUGUUGCUCCGUGAUCCAAUCCUAGCUCUGAAGUGCGUUUCCGGUCCAUUUACACCCUAUCAGUACCGUCUAGUUGGACCAGGUCAGUGGAGUGGUGCCAGAAAUGCCAUCAUGACAAUCUCGGAGAGAGUCAGCAAACCUUUACAGUCCUAUAGGCUCCACAUACCUCAGAAGGAAAGUUUUUUCUAUCAUGUCAAUAGUUGGUUGAUAUAUUUCAUUAUUUUGUUCGUUUCUGUCUACAUUAUUUGGCAAUAAACCCCUUUUUCCUCCUCAGGGGGAGGAGGGUUGACUUUUUUCCAAUACCAUUUUAUGAUAAAGGGCAUUACCAAGAAUUCAGAAAAAAAUAUUUGAUAUAAAUUAAUCGUUGGAGAUUGUUUACUGUUUAGUCAUUUUUACUGAUUUGUUUGAAAAGCGCAUUUUUGAAGCAUAUUGAAUAUAAUUUUCAUUGUAUUUUGUUUGAUCUUAAUAUAUAUUUACAUCAUUUUAUAAGAAAAAACGGGCAUUACCAAGAAUUCAGAAAAAUUAUUCGAUAGAAAAUAAUUGUUGUAAAUUGUUGUUUACUAUUUAGUCAUUUUAACUCGUUUCUUUUAAAAUGCAUUUUUGAAGCAUAUUGAAUAUCAUAUUUAUC
Messenger RNA from Lytechinus variegatus (green sea urchin), 2001 nucleotides. Its product is annotated as flavin-containing monooxygenase 5-like. The transcript has 5 exons. The record is from RefSeq and is a predicted model, not a curated record. Lineage: Eukaryota; Metazoa; Echinodermata; Echinoidea; Temnopleuroida; Toxopneustidae. Gene Ontology annotation, molecular function: NADP binding; flavin adenine dinucleotide binding; N,N-dimethylaniline monooxygenase activity. Bases 48 to 1628 code for a protein of 526 amino acids.